AUGAGAUUAGCAAAAGAGCGUUCACGUGAGCGUGAAAUGGAUAGCGAAUUGAAUAAAUUGUCUUUGCCCGGUUUGCCGCCACUGCCAAAAAGUCUGAGCACAGCAGCUGCAGGCGUUUCGUCGACAGCCUCAUCAGCAACGCACUCGAAUACUGCAUCGCCGCUAAACCACCAUCACCAUGCAUUACACGGUGUUGAAAGUGUUGAGCUCUUUUUGGGGCCCUCAACUUCGGCGGCAGCUACACGUAACCACUACCGGCACGGCAGCUUGUCAUCGACGCAGGAGUCGUUAAGCGAUCGCGAAAGUCUGCACAGUCGUGCCUCUUCAUCGCACAGCAGCCAUCAUACGCCUACAAACACACAUACCGAUAACGGCGGCACAUCACUUUCAACUGGUUUAGGCAGCGGCAGCGGAAGUAGCAGUACGAGCACACUAGACACCCAACUAGCCAUACUGCGGCGUGAAAUGUAUGGUCUGCGACAGUUAGAUCUUUCACUACUCUCACAAUUGUGGGCACUAAAUGAAUCGAUUCAGGGAUUUCGUGUAUUCUUACAAGAACAGGAGGCGCUUUCACCGCCAUCACCCUCACCCACGCCAUCAGACACGAAUUCGCUUACAUCCGAGGCCGAAGAGGAAUCAUACUCUGCGCAGCCUAUAAAACUUGCACAUCCCAUUGUUGUGCCAGCAGCACUACCACCUGGUGGCUCGAUUACGUCGCACGCUUCAACGAGUUCUGCAUCCGGUACUUCCGGCUCCUCAUCGGCUACCUCCUCGAUGGGCAAACACGGCGGCGGCGGCAUGCCAUUGCCGCCUGCACCACAAAAAACACAUCCUCAGCUGCCACGCAUAUUGCAGCAGCGCAUGCGGCGGGCACCACCACCACCGCCACCAACAACGCGACCCAAACUGGGUAAGGACAACAUGUCGGCGGCGAGCAAUGCUGCUGUGGUAGCAGCAACGACAACACCUGUGCCGCAAAGACCUCUAUGACAAAACCCAUUCUUGGACUAAACACACACAUAUACCCACCAAAGAUAACGGCGUAUAUCUUGGAAGUGUGCGAUGCUUGGUCCAAGAAUGUAGCGAACACAACUUGUAUUUGAUAGAAAUGAGCGGAAACGCGCUCAUAAGACAACGCGUUUUGGAGCGGAGUAUAGCGCAACGGCGCCUGUUAAGCGUCUACAUGGAAGUAGUCGUGGGGUAAUCGAAGAGGCGAAUGUUGUCAAUUAUGUAUUGCAAUUGUAAUGCGAUUGAAGAAGAAGCACGUCAAGUAGAACUUAGUUGAGGUUGGAGCGCAAUUAUGAAUAAAUAAUCAAAACAUAUUCAGAGGAUUUACGACUUGCCAUUUUGGAAGUGUAUUUAGCAAGCAUGCAAACGGUAGUCAGCAUGCCCAAUAAAAUUGGAACAUUUUUGGCUUUUAAGUUUACUGAUUGUGGCGCGGCAUAUUUAGUGCGUUCCAAGCGAUUGUAUGUAGUUUGUAAGCGCGUAAGUUAAUCAAAAAACAGAAAACAAAAACACAAAUAAAUAACAAGUGACAGAUCAGUGUCGUACUGUACACAUACUUUCGAAUAUUGCUGUUAAAGGAUUGAACUUACAUAUGAAACGAAUUGAAUAUCAAACUUUUUAGAUAUACGAAAAUUAUUUGUUAAUACAUACAUACUAUUUAUAAAUAAAAGUUUGACAAGUUUUUUCCACUAUAUACAGACAUAUGUACACUCACAUGCACACCAACGACGUGAACAUAAAGAUAUUUGUAACAACCUACACAUUGCAUCCUACAUAUAACUUUACUGCAUUUACAUACUUAAAAACAAAAACAAAAAAAUUAUGUUUAAAAAAGUGUUCGAUUACGUUUUUAAGCUUACACAUUUUGGUGUCUCUUGGCAGCCACACUUUGUGUUGCUAGUCAUAUUUGCUAGCAACCGCGAUGAAGACAUUAAGUACACAACCUUAGCUGAUUUUAGUCCAAUACAUAAAUACAUACACACAUACAUGCAUGCAUAUACCUAAAGCGAAGUAGCACUAGACGUUCAAUUCACAUUCAGAACUUGCAAUCAAUUAUUAAUUACAUACAUACAAACAUAAAUAACGAAUAACUGAGCAUCAUAAUUACAUAUAUUGCGAAUUACAUCGAUCUAAAUAUAUAAAUUAAUUAAUAAAGCAUAACUUCAACAAACAAACAAAAACAAA
Anastrepha ludens (Mexican fruit fly) is the source of this 2190-nucleotide messenger RNA. RefSeq lists its product as uncharacterized. The transcript has a single exon. NCBI's taxonomy places the organism in Eukaryota, Metazoa, Arthropoda, Insecta, Diptera, Tephritidae. Bases 1 to 990 code for a protein of 329 amino acids. The record is from RefSeq and is a predicted model, not a curated record.